AUCGCCUUGUGAUGUUAGUUAGCGCGCAGUCUGUGUGGAGUUGCACAGCAAAUUGUAAGAUGUUUGUUAAAGAUGCUUGUGAAGAACUUUGCACUAUUAGCAAAGACUCUCGUGUGUGAGUGUGAGUCUCUCAAACGGGAAGAGUGCAUCGCAUGCUCUGUCAACUCUAUGAUAAAGCAGUUCAUGGAAAUCAUUUGUUGAAAUAAUUUAUGUUUUUUAUUGCGGAGUGAUCUGCAGCAAGGAUGUCAGCGCGUCUCGAACCUCAAGUCAUGCUUUAACUUUUAAAAACAGUCAUGGAGGAGCUGGACCCGGAGGAGCAGUUCCUCAGGGAUGCCAGGAACGGGAACCUAGAAGGAAUCCGGAAGCUUUUGAUGUCCAAGAUAAAGGAGGAGGCCAAAAUCGACAUCAACUGCAAGGGCAAAAGCAAAUCUAAUCAUGGCUGGACUCCUCUUCAUCUGGCCUGCUACUUUGGGCACAAAGAUGUUGUUGAGACAUUACUGAAGAAUGGAGCAGAUGCCAAUUUGCCAAAUAAUGUCGGAGACACACCUCUCCAUAAAGCAGCAUUCACCGGGAGAAAAGAGGUUGUAAUGUUGCUUCUUCAGUAUGACGCUUGCGCUUCUGUCAUCAACGGCAUGGCCCAGAUACCUAAAGACAUUACCCAGAGUGCUGAGAUUAAAAGCAUGUUGGAGGCUGCUGAGCGGACUGAAGAGAGGAAACUAGAGGAGCAGCUGCUUGAGGCGGCGCGGGAAGGAGCCUUGUCUACCCUCACAAGACUGCUAAACAUGAAGAAACCCCCAAACAUAAGCUGUACAGACUUGUUGGGCAACACGCCGCUGCACUGCGCCGCUUACAGAGGCCAGAAACAGUGCGCCGUCAAGCUCCUUCAGCACAAGGCCAACCCCAACAUCAAGAACAAAAUCGAUCAGACUGUUUUUGAUUUGGCUAACGAUGCAGAAAUGAAGCAGAUCAUUACAGGAAAUGUUAUGAAAGGCAUGACGCGACAUGUUAAAAUGUUUGAGGGGCCUCUUUGGAAGAGCUCGAGGUUUUUUGGCUGGCGCUCCUACUGGGUAGUUCUUCAGGAUGGAGUCUUGUCAUGGUACCCUAAACAGUCAGAUGCAGAUUCAAACACUCACCGGCAAGGUUGCAAACCGCUAACACAAGCGCAGAGCAUGAUUAAAGCGAAAGAUAACUGCUAUUUCACAGUCCGGUGCUUUGACAACACUGUUCACCAUUUCAAAGUGUCACAGACGAACGACCCCGAAUCUACCAGAGAAAGGUGGCUUGAGGCCAUAGAGGAACAUUCAGCCUUUAGCACUCAUUACUGCUCACAGGACCCAGAGAGCGAGGAAGAGGAAGACAACGUUGUGUCUGUACAUGAGCUUUCUGACUCCCUUCAGCGGGCCGAGGCUUGCCAUCAGAAACUGGAGACGGAGGUGUUGGCUCUCCUGUCCAUGGUGAAAGAAGAUGGCCUGGCAGAACGAGUCCCUGCAGCAGUUGUUCAGAAGCUGAAGGAGGUCUGUGAAGCCUCCAGUGAAACCUGCUCCUCACUGCACCAGUGUCUAGGGCUUUUUUCCAAACAGGAAGGAGCACGCAGUUUGAAACUGGAGCAGGAGCUGGAGAAGAAUAAGAUCCUGUCGGAGGCUCUGCAGACGCUGGCCACUGAACAUCAUGAGCUGGAGCAGUCGGUGGUUAAAGGCUCGUCGCCCCGCAGCGUCCUCAGCGAAGACGAGUUCCACGACGCUCUGUCGGAUUCAGACUGUGAGCCUGUGCUGAGCAGUUGUGAAACAGCUACCCAUUCGUACGAAGACGGAGAGGACUUCAAUUCCGAGCUCUUCUGCAGCAUCUCGAGUCAUCUCAGCGGCAGGAUGUCCCGGGAAGACCGUCGUGGAGAGGAAGAGGACGACGAUGAGGUGGCCAGUGUUAACGGAGUGAAGAAAUACAGGACAAGUUUACCAGCGCCCAUGUUCUCCAGAAAUGACUUCAGCAUCUGGAGCAUACUGAGGAAGUGCAUUGGGAUGGAGCUGUCUAAGAUCACCAUGCCUGUUAUUUUUAAUGAGCCGCUGAGCUUUCUACAAAGAUUAACAGAAUAUAUGGAGCACACGUACCUCAUCCAUCAGGCUAAUGCUUCAGACGACUCUAUUGAGAGAAUGAAGUGUGUGGCCGCGUUUGCCGUAUCAGCUGUGGCAUCUCAGUGGGAAAGGACGGGUAAACCCUUCAACCCCCUGCUAGGAGAAACGUACGAGUUAGUCAGGGAUGAUCUUGGUUUCCGGCUGAUAUCAGAACAAGUGAGCCACCAUCCUCCCGUCAGCGCCUUCCACGCAGAGGGUUUGCAGAAGGACUUUGUGUUUCAUGGCUCUAUCUACCCCAAACUCAAGUUCUGGGGCAAAAGCGUGGAGGCCGAACCUAAGGGCAUCAUCACUCUAGAACUUCCCAAGCAUAAUGAGGCAUACACAUGGACCAACCCCACGUGCUGUGUCCACAACAUCAUCGUUGGACAGCUGUGGAUCGAACAGUACGGCAGUGUGGAGGUUAUCAACCACAGAACUGGUGAAAAAUGCUGUCUGAGUUUCAAACCGUGUGGGCUGUUUGGGAAGGAAUUACAUAAGGUUGAAGGCUACAUCCUGGACAAGAGCAAAAAGAAAGUGUACAAUCUUUAUGGGAAAUGGACGGAAUGCAUGUACAUAGUUGACCCAGCUUCAUUUGAAACUCACAGGAAGAAUGAUAAGAAAGCAUCAGAAGACAAGAAAAGCAGUAAACAGACAUCAGACGCAGAAGAAACACCUCAGCUAGGUGGAGAUUCACUAGAGGUUAUCCCAGGAAGUCAGUUGCUCUGGAGAAUAGCACCUAGACCAGAAAACUCUGCCCAGAUGUACAACUUCACUACAUUUGCAAUGCAGCUCAAUGAGCUGGACAAAGAGAUUGAAGCGGUCAUCCCAAAAACUGACAGCAGACUGAGGCCUGACAUUCGAGCCAUGGAGAACGGAGAUAUUGACCUGGCCAGCGAGGAGAAGAAGAGAUUGGAGGAGAAACAGAGGGCGGCACGUAAGAACCGCUCUAAGUCGGAUGAUGAUUGGAAGAUGAGAAACAUCAGCUCUGGCCCCAGGUGGUUUCAUCAAGGUCCAAAUCCACACAACGGCUCUCAGGACUGGCUGUUCUCCAAUGGUUACUGGGACCGUGAUUAUUCCCAAUUACCAGACAUCUACUGACCUACAGGAAUUGUAAAUUGUAUAGUCAAGACUACUUAUAAUGUCACUAUAAAACUGCACCCUGUGCUGGUUGGCUAGGUAAACAUUUCAGAUAUCAUAAAUAAUACACCGUUUCAAGAAAGAACUUUAUUUAAACUCACUAAUAUGCAUAUGUAAUAAUCAAAGGUUUUAGAAACUAAAGGUUGUGACAUAUCAUGGAGAUGAUAAUCACAAUUUGGGCUUGAUAUAGUAAUAUCAGUGUACUGUUAUAGCAAUAAUGGUUCUGUUUUAGUCUUAAGAAAAAUGUCUUAUGAUUUUUUUUUUUUUUUUAGAUUUGUUAACUAUGGUAGAUUUUGGGUGUCCCCCAAGGCUCAAUUCUGAGUCCGUUUUGUUUUCAGUUCAUUGGCUUAAAAUUAACUUGGCAUUUCUUGAGUUGGAAAAUUCCCACAGCGUUGAGUGUGGAAUGUGGUUAAAAAAACUGCUGGGUGUUAUACUUUUUACAAUUUAGAGUUUCUAUUCUCCACACACAAUACAGUAUUAGGACAGUGUGUCUAUUUCUGCUGCUCUUUCUGUUGUGAUGUUGAUUUUAAUUUAGAGAGAUGCCUCUGUGGUUAACACCACGGUGAUAUAAUAUAAUAUUGAAUAUAUUAUAUAUCCUAAUAUAUUGACUAAUAUGCUUUGUUAUAUCAUAAUAUAACAAUCUUAUUUUAAUUAUGUAUUUAUCAUGAGUUAGUUAUUCAUCUAUUUUUACAAUUUUAAAGUAUAAAGUUGGUCAGAAACAUGAAGCUGUAAUGACCACUUGAUGUGGAUCUACUUUUAACCCAUUACCAGUUUAUUUUCUGUGUGUACACGUGUGUAUAUUUUCUUAUCAAAAUAAAAAUGUCUACAGAUGA
Molecule: messenger RNA, 4078 nt
Organism: Carassius auratus (goldfish)
Lineage: Eukaryota; Metazoa; Chordata; Actinopteri; Cypriniformes; Cyprinidae
Product: oxysterol-binding protein-related protein 1-like
Exons: 29
Coding region: 294-3206 (970 amino acids)
Cellular component (GO): plasma membrane; cytosol; perinuclear endoplasmic reticulum
Molecular function (GO): cholesterol binding; protein binding
Source: RefSeq, a predicted model, not a curated record